Saccostrea cuccullata (small rock oyster) is the source of this 1119-nucleotide messenger RNA. RefSeq lists its product as uncharacterized. NCBI's taxonomy places the organism in Eukaryota, Metazoa, Mollusca, Bivalvia, Ostreida, Ostreidae. The record is from RefSeq and is a predicted model, not a curated record. The annotation marks the transcript as partial. The transcript is spliced from 4 exons.
AUGACUUUGAGCGAUGAAUUAGUGUAUGAAUGGUUGAGAACACAGGGUCUGUUAGCUAGCUCAGUGCCUUGCGUUGUCCCCGAUUGCGAGGGGACGAUGCAUUUACGCUCCUCGUCACGAAAUCCUGGUGGUUCCAUAUUCCGAUGCAAUGUAGACAGACUUCACACGAGAAAUUGUAGAGCCAACUCAUUUUUUGAGAAAACCAAUUUGUCGAUUCAGGACAUUAUUUUAUUUAUAAAGUCUUAUCUUGAUGGUUGCUCACUUGGACAAUGCGCGCGUUUUUCCGGGGUUUCCUAUAACACGACAGCUGUUCACUGGGGCUCCUACAUAAGGGAGCUGUUUAAGGAACACUUCCACAACAACAUAAAAAGAAAACAGCUGUCUGGUAUCAUCGAGAUCGAUGAGUCACUGUUCGGUCGGCGAGUAAAGCACAACAGGGGAAAUCCCAACUGUGGAUUAAAGAUUUGGGUGUUCGGAAUGGUCGAGAGAGAGACAAACACCAUUAUAUUAUACCCCGUAGCAGACAGGAAAGAGGAAACAUUGCUCCCAAUCAUUCAACGCCAUUGUUUGCCUGGGAGUUCCAUAUACAGCGAUGGGUGGUCGGCAUAUUGCCCAUGGCCACUAAAUGAUAUGGGAUAUGAACACUUUACAGUCAUACAUAAGUAUGCAUUCAAAAAGACCUAUGUCAAUGCGGAGACAGGUGAAGAGAAGUCCAUCCACACGAACCGUAUCGAGGGGGCAUGGAAACAUGCAAAAGAGCACUUCAAGAGAAUGUCAGGUACUAAAAUUUCACAGUUUGAGGGUCACAUGGCAGAGAUUAUGUGGAGAAAUCACGUGAAAUACCACCUGUAUGAUGGAUUCUUCAAUCUUGUGAAAUCAGUAUACCCCCUCAAUGCCCAACCUACUUACAAUUAUACUACACCACUAUUUGAGACGUGGGCUGGUGUUCCUUCCAGCGAGUUGGGAGACUGGGAUAUUAGACCAGGAAACACUGAUGCGGAGAGCGAUUCAGAAGUUAUGAGUACGCCAGAGGUUUCCUCCCUUCGUACAGUUGUAUCAGAUUCUGACGAUUACGAAUCCAUUCCACGAAAUCAAACUGCUAGUGAGAACACCAUUCGG